ACAUAAAAAUGGUAGCUGCUUAAAUCGAGUCUAUAUAGUAAAUACUUUUAAUAAGUAAAUAAAUAAUAAGUACUUUAGUCUGCCUAUUUAAAUUAAUGUCCUAAAAAUUUAGUAAAAAAAAAAUGUUUUUUGCUUCGAUUUCAAUGUUUUUUGUUGUUAUUCCAAUUACUGCAUCAUACCAAAGCGGUGAAAAGGUUUUGAUGUAUGUCAAUAAAGUGGGACCAUAUUUUAAUCCUCAAGAAACUUAUCAUUAUUACUCUCUUCCAAUUUGUCGCCCAGAUAAGGUUGAGCAUCGAAGUUUAACUCUUGGAGAAGUAUUAGAUGGAGAUCGCAUGGCAGUUUCAAUGUAUGAUAUAAAAUUUAAACAUGACAUAGAGAAUGCUAACGUAUGUACAAAAUCUAUGAAUGAAAAAGAUAUUGAACAACUCAAGCAUGCUAUUGAAGAUCUUUAUUACUUUGAGUUUAUACUAGAUGAUCUUCCUAUUCGAGGUUUUAUUGGUCAUCUUGAAGAGGGUGGUUUUCUACCACACAAGCAUAAAAUUUUUCUUUGGACACAUCUUAACUUUCAUUUUCAGUAUAAUGGUAACCAGAUUAUAGCAGCCAAUGUAUCAACUGCAAACACUUCCCCAGAGCUUUUGGAUGAAAUAACAGUUUAUCCUAAAAAUGUAUUAUUUACAUACUCUGUUAAAUGGACUGAAACAAGCUUACCCUAUUCAGAAAGAUUGAGCAAAAGUGAAGCUGGAGGGUUUUUUCCUAAAACAUUAGAGAUUCACUGGUUAUCAAUUUUAAAUUCAUGUGUUCUGGUUUUUCUUUUGAUUGGGUUUGUUGUGAUAAUUUUGAUGAGAAUUUUGAAAAAUGACUUUGCUCGAUAUAAUCUUCCUGAUGAAGAAGGUAUGAAUGAUUUAGAUCAAGAUGAUUAUGGUUGGAAAAUUAUUCAUGCAGAUGUUUUCCGAUUUCCUGUUAAUCGCACACUACUUUGUUCCAUACUUGGAAAUGGUUCUCAGUUUCUAGCAUUAUGUUUUGGCAUAAUCAUUAUGGCUUUAUUGGGAAUGUUCAAUGUACACAGGCAUGGUUCAAUGAACACCGCUGCUGUUCUUCUUUAUGCACUAACAUGCUUUAUUUCAGGCUAUGUGUCUAACAGCAUGUACAAGCAAAUUAAUGGAAAUAAUUGGGCUUGGAAUCUUAUACUUACUGCCUCGUUGUUUGGAGUGCCAUUCUUUGCUAUUUGGUCAAUUGUAAACUCUAUAGCUUGGUACUAUCAAUCUACACAAGCUCUUCCCUUUACAACUGUAUUGUUGCUUGUUUUAAUAUGGCUUCUAGUUGGGUUUCCAUUAACAAUUGUUGGUGGUAUAUUUGGAAAAAAUUGGACUGGAGGAUUUGAUGCACCAUGUAGAACAAAAAAUAUUCCAAGAGAAGUGCCAUCAGUUCCAUGGUAUCGAUCGGUUCCUGUUUAUAUGGUUGUUGGAGGUUUUUUACCAUUCAGUGCAAUAUCUGUGGAACUUUACUAUAUAUUUACUACUCUUUGGGGAAGAGAUCAGUAUACAUUGUAUGGAAUUUUGCUUGUAGUAUUUAUUAUGUUAAUAAGUGUAACUGCAAGUAUAUCCAUUGCGUUAACUUACUUUCAACUUGCUGCUGAGGAUUAUCGCUGGUGGUGGAGAUCUAUUGUUAGUGCAGGAUCUACUGGUUUAUUCGUGCUUGCUUACGCAUUUUUUUAUUUUUACAAACGUUCAAACAUGUAUGGAUUUCUACAGAGCGUUCAGUUUUUUGGCUACACUUUACUUGCAUGUUAUAUAUUUUUUCUCAUGCUGGGCACUGUGAGUUUCUUUGCCUCACUCAAGUUUAUUAAAUACAUAUACAGGAAUAUCAAAAUGGACUAAUUCAAAAAUAAAUUUCAUUUAAGUUUUAUUUUUGUUUUGUUGCAAUUUACGAAAGCAUUGUUAACCAAAUCCUUGCUGAUCAAAUAUGAAGAAAUGACAAUUAAAAAUUUUCUAUAAACUUUUUAAGUUAUCUUUGGGAAAAAAAAAGGAAUAUAACUAAUUAAAACUG
Molecule: messenger RNA, 2046 nt
Organism: Hydra vulgaris (swiftwater hydra)
Lineage: Eukaryota; Metazoa; Cnidaria; Hydrozoa; Anthoathecata; Hydridae
Product: transmembrane 9 superfamily member 1
Biological process (GO): protein localization to membrane
Cellular component (GO): membrane
Source: RefSeq, a predicted model, not a curated record